CAAUUCAUGCAAACCAUUCAGGUUGCAGGGGGACAAGCAGUUUCCUUCAUUACACUUUAUUGGUACAGUACCGACCUUUGACCAUCCAAGCAACCACACACACAAACAUUGCAAACAACUAAUAAUCAAUAUAUCACUACCACCACCAUGACAAUAUCCCGUUAUUAUUCACGGCGCUGGAAUAAUAUGUUCCCGUGGCUGAUUAUUAUCGUGCUAUUCAGCCCCUCUGUGUUGGUGUCUUCCAGUACCAGUGGCGGCAAUAAGCAGGGAAUGAUCACCAUGGCCGAUGCGGCUCCUACGGGUCAGAGCCGGUUUGAAGAAGUUCGAGAUCGAGAACGUCGUCGACGAGACCGCGAACGACGUCGUGAACAAUCCAAACCACAUCCCGGACGAAAGGGCAAUAAAAAUAAUUUCAAUAAUCAACAGCAGCAACAACAGCAACAACAGCAAGGAGAAGGAGGAGAGGGCUACGAAUUCCUGAUGACUGGAGCCUCUCAAUUUACACUCUUUCAGCAACCCAAAGAUAUUUUUGAAGGGACCAUCAAGGCAUUGCAGAGUGCCUUUUUGGGAGCCUCUGUGGGAUUGGUCUCGGUGAUCUCAUUUCCCAUUUUAGGUGUCUACAGUCAAGUAAGGGCUGCUGAAGAUGGAAAACCAGAAGAAAAAUCCCAUCCCAUUUUGGGAUUGAUUGUGGGAACCAUCUUGGGAGGUAUCACUGGAUUUGUUUCCGCAUUGGCUGGAGCCGUCACGGCUGCCUUUCAAGUUGGAUUUGGACUAUGGAAUACUUUCGGAUCCAUGAAAUCAAAAUUGCAGGGAAUGAGAUGGGAUGAACGAACGCGGGCUUGGAUCCAUUAUAAUCUCAAGGAAGAAGCAGAAGAAUUGAAUUUAGGAGCAUCAGAAGGAGACAGCAAACGAAGAACUGCAAGUCAUGUUCAAGAUACUGGAUUUUAUGACUUUUUGGGUGUGCAACCGGACGCAUCGGCCAAGGAAAUCAAGCGUGCCUAUUACCAAAAAGCAAAAACAAUGCAUCCAGACAAACGACCCGAUGAUCCCGAAAAGGCUGCGGAGGACUUUUUGAAAUUGCAUUCAGCCUAUCAAACCUUGAGUGACGAGCAAAAACGAGCCGACUACGACAAAUACGGUGUUUCUGGAGACGGUGGAGCCAUUGGAGAUGCUCCGUUCGACGUCUCUGUCUUUUUCGCCGUCAUGUUUGACUUUCAACAGGUAGAACCAUAUAUUGGUGAAUUGACCAUUGCUGCCUUUAUCGAUGCAGUCAUCAAACUGAGUCAAAUGGCAAACCAAGAUGCGAACAAUGCAAAACUACUCUACGAGCAAGUCUGGGGCAGCGAUACCAAACCUCGAAAACGACAGGUAGAAAUUGCUCAGAAUCUGCUCUCGCGCAUAGAAGCAUACGUGGCCGGAACGCAAUCUGCAGAAGACUUUCGUCAAUCCGCUGCAGACGAAGCCGACAAAAUCAUUCGGGGUGGUGGCAGCAGCAAUGAUCUCUUGGGAUUCACUGACCAAUUGCUCGAUACCAUUGGCACCAGCUUGAAAUUGGAGGCUGGACAUUACUUGGCCUUUCAUCAGCGUACUCCAUUUAUCGCUUGGCCCUUCAAGGGGACACUGUAUGCAGCCAGUCGCAAAAAGAACCUAUGGGCGCGGCGGCUACGGUCUGCCACCAAAACCAUUCAAUUGGUUAUCAAUGCCGUCAAAAUUGAAAAGAAAGACGGUGGCGACGACAAGAAACCUAACAAACAGGAAAAAGAUGCCUCGGAGUAUGAAGAGCUCCUGCCCGAUUUGACUGACAUGGCGGGAGCGUACAUUCUUUCGGAUAUUUCCCAAGCGAUCCAAGGGGCUUGCUGGAGGCUUUUCUUUGAUUCCGGCGUGGAAAAAGUCACACGCAGGCGGCGAGCAGAGGCAUUGGAGAUGUUGGGGCAGGAGUUUCUGCGCCUUGGACGUCCCAAGAAUCGCGGUGACAACAAGACCGAAUGCGUCGACAAGAACGCAAGAAGCGAAGGCGUCAAAGAGAAGCUGAAGCGGGCUUUUGAAAUAUCGCAAAUGAAGGCUAAAGGCGAAUAACGUUCCUUGCGAGGCACGCACGGUACGGGCUUGGACGACCGACCGAGACUACGAAAGUCAUCUUCACAAUCUACAUAAAACGCAUUAUUUGUAUCGAAGUAACUGUUUCAUCAUUCUAUUACAGCACAUCAUUUCUAGAACAGUAUUUUAGUCAUGGGCGAAAGGGCCAAUGUUCAUACGAACGCAUUAUUUGUAUUGAAGUAACUAUUUCAUCAUUCUAUUACAGCAGAUC
This is a messenger RNA of Seminavis robusta, 2308 nucleotides long. The record is from the annotation of a GenBank genome assembly. Lineage: Eukaryota; Bacillariophyta; Bacillariophyceae; Naviculales; Naviculaceae.